AAUGCGCGUUACCUUCAGCAAGAAAUCUGCAGAGAAGCUGCGCGCCCCCUUUACGAGUUCGUUGUGGUUUCGCAUUCUCGCUGCAAACAAUGUGAAGUUGUGUUAUUCGGUGCUUUUUUAAUUGGACAAAAAGGAAGACGAGACGUCGCUGGGAAAACUGCGCUACGUUCGCUUACGUUGGAGUGUUAUUUGGAUUUAUUUCGGAAACUGACGGAUGGAUUCCGGUGGCUAACGUUUUUUCAGUCAGGAAAUUCACUGCGUUAAACUUAAUUUUACUUUCCACUGUUGAGCAUCAGGAUCAAACCUUUUCGGAAUGUUGCUUCCCGUGUCCUUCUUGUGAGUUUAUCUACCUUGCUAACAUUAAAAAAUUGCGGGUGUGUCCAACUCCUGUUGAGUUUCAGCCUAGGCGAGUUUCGUGUCAGUGUAUACAAGACAGGACCAGAAAAGGGGGGGAAGUUAAGUAAUGGAACCGUCAAAGUUUCUGUGCGAUGCUUUGUUUACUUAAGUUUCCGAUUCUAAUUUAUGUAUGAAUAAUAUAGAAAAUAGUUUGGAGUAUUCUCACAUUUUAAAACAACCCGAUUGUUUUUACCCCCUCGUAAACUGGAGAGACGGUGGUUGAAAGUAUUUUCUGAAAGAUUUGGAGAAACUCCGUUCCUGCUGGUAUAGCCUAUAGCUAUGUCAGUUAAGCGUUAUAUGACGUUUUAAAUGUAUUUUAUUUUUAUGACUUUUGCUAACUUGGGCUGUUGCUGUAAUAAGUAGCAUAGGUAAUCAUAGCCCAUUUAGUAUGCAUUUUCCAUAAGCUAUUUAUUAAAAUAUACUUGGUAGUGACUGCGAUUAGCUUUAUGCAUAAGGAUAUGUAGGCUAUAGCCUAUAUUGCCUGAAUAUCCUUUGUAAUUAAAUAAUAACUUUAGUUGUAUUUUCAGCACGAAGCUGAUUGGGUUUUAGUCUGUAAUAAAUUAAGCCUGACAUUUGAUUUACACUUUGAAAUAAUUAUCUAUAGUUAAAAACAUUUUUGUUGGGAAUAGCCUAUUUUGAAAACUGCUCAUGUGUUCGGAUAGAAGUGAAACAAUAACAGUUUCGUGAGAAGUGGGGAAGAGACAGAAAAAAAUCUGCAAACUUAGCAGGAAAAGAGGCCAUCGAAAUCACGGAAACCGCUUCGUCCGUUCCCUCGAGUGUACAGUUACAGAUGGAUUUCAUAAAAGCCCCGCUGUUACUGCUACACCUUUUGUGUUAACUUUCUUUUAUUAUUUACAUCGUUUGCCCUGGUCAUCGAAUGCAGCUCCGAUUAUUCACAUUGUUUCCAUUAGAUAGCCUACGUUGUUUUGACUCGUUGCCAGCAAACGUGCUUGGAUAUUGCCAGUGGACAUGUUUCCGUUUUUCAGUUUUCUGAUCAACCUUAAGUUUUCCUAGUGAGUGAAAUCUGGCACGUGUUUUUCUAUUUAUGAAGCAUUUUAUAUCCUUAUAAAGCAUUAAUUAAAAUCGAGAAUUGGCUAUGUUUCCUUAGACGUCUUUGAAUGCAUAAUGAGCCAUCGUAAUCUCGAGACAAUCUGCAUUUCAAUUUAGAAUCAAUUGAUUUUGUCUGCUUUCUUGCUCCUACGUAACACUGACUUCGACAGACACUGGAAGUGUUAUGUCGCUGGAACCCAUCUUUGUCGUACAAUGGCCUCUUUGGCAUCUAAUUUUUGGAGUUAUUGCCAAAUGUUAAUGUCGAAUAAGCCCAGCAAGGAUUAUAACUGAGAAUGCGCGUCCGGAGUUAGCAGGAUUCUCUCAUUUGCUCAACACCUCAGUUGACGUGAAGACAAAAAGGCACACAGAGAAGAGGUCAACGACCCCUCUACCUGCAACAGUUCGUUGAUGGGUUGCAUUCAAGAGCGGAGCUCCUGAAGUUUUCCACAGUUCGGGAAGGUCGACACACUCCACCAAAAUGAACGAGCGGCAGGCGCUCCACUCCAUCAUGAAGGACCUGGUGGCGCUGCAGAUGACCCGGCGCCAGCCCCUGCCCGGGUACGACACGGGCAAGCCCAAGACUGCCAGCCCCACCAACCGACAGGUGAGCCCCGCCCUGCGCCAGCCCCUGCCCGGGUACGACACGGGCAAGCCCAAGACUGCCAGCCCCACCAACCGACAGGAUGAUGUCAGAAUCAAGUUUGAGUUCAGCGGGGAAAGAAGGAUCCUGAUGUUUGGACGGCCGGUGCAGUUCGAUGAGGUCAAGCAGAAAGUGAAGACCGUGUUUGGCCAGCAGCUGGACCUGCACUACAUGAACAAUGAGCUGUCCAUCCCCCUGCGCAGCCAGGACGACCUGGACAAGGCCAUCGACCUGCUGGACCGCAGCUCCAACAUGAAGAGCAUCAAGAUCCUGCUGCUGACCCAGGAGCACAACAACGCCCCCUCCCCCUCCCAUGGCACUGUCUGCAAGCAGGUGCGCAUUAAGGCCUCUCAGUCCACUGGUGAUGUCAACACGGCCUACCAGUCCUCCGAGCCCAGGGGGCGCCAUCUCUCCAGCAGCUCCCAGAACACGGGGCGCAGCUCCCCGCCCCCCGGCUACGUGCCCGAGCGGCAGCAGCGCAUCGCCCGCCAGGGCUCCUACACCAGCAUCAACAGCGAGGGCGAGUUCAUCCCCGAGACCAGCGACCAGUGUGUGCUGGAGCCAUGGAGCAGUGCGGAGAACUCUGUGUCAGGCAGCUGCCAGUCGCUCGACAGCAACUCGGACAGCCCCUCCUUCAGGAAAUCCCGGAUGCACAGGGCCAAGAGUUACCCGGACAACCGUCAGGAGUGUUCAGACCGUGAGAACCACAUCUACGAAAAGGUGGUGGCCAAAGGAGGAACGUAUCCGCGCAGGUACCAUGUGUCCCUGCAGCACAAAGAUCACAGCGAAGGCCGGCGGACCUUCCCGCGGAUCCGGCGGGCGCAGGGGAACCUCUUCACCCUGGUGCCGUCGCGGCGGGCCCUGAACGACAGCGAGGAGAGCCUGGGCUCGGGCUGGCAGCUGGCGGACGCGCAGGGCCGACUGCGCCCGCAGGACCGCGGCAGCGUGCCCCACAAGUCCCCCAGUGCCCCUUUAACAUGGAGGCGGGGCAAGCUCCUGGGGCAGGGCGCCUUUGGGAGGGUCUACCUGUGCUACGACGUGGACACCGGGCGAGAGCUCGCCGCCAAGCAGGUGCAGUUCGACCCCGACAGCCCGGAGACCAGCAAGGAGGUGAGUGCUCUGGAGUGCGAGAUCCAGCUGCUGAAGAACCUCCACCACGAGCGCAUCGUGCAGUACUACGGCUGCCUGCGGGACCACAACGAGAAAACCCUCACCAUCUUCAUGGAGUACAUGCCCGGGGGGUCAGUAAAGGACCAGUUGAAGGCCUAUGGAGCUUUGACAGAAAACGUGACCCGGAAGUACACCCGGCAGAUACUGGAGGGCAUGUCCUACCUACACAGCAACAUGAUAGUGCACCGGGACAUUAAAGGUGCCAACAUACUGCGGGACUCUGCUGGGAACGUGAAGCUGGGAGACUUUGGAGCCAGCAAGAGGCUUCAGACCAUCUGCAUGUCAGGCACCGGCAUCCGCUCCGUCACCGGCACCCCCUACUGGAUGAGCCCGGAAGUGAUCAGCGGGGAGGGCUAUGGCCGCAAGGCAGACGUGUGGAGUCUGGGCUGCACUGUGGUGGAGAUGCUGACGGAAAAGCCCCCCUGGGCGGAGUACGAAGCCAUGGCGGCCAUUUUCAAGAUCGCCACGCAGCCCACCAACCCCGUGCUGCCGUCCCACACCUCGGACCACACCCGCGACUUCGUGCGCCGCAUCUUCGUGGAGGCCAAGCACCGGCCGAGCGCCGAGGAGCUGCUGCGACACCCCUUCUCUCAGAUCCUGUGCUGAGGCUCGGGACUCUCGCCUGUGACGCUCAAACCCCCCCCUGCCCCUCCCCCUCCCCCUCCCCAGGAACCACCGCAGCCACGCCUGCGCCGCUUCGCCACCGGAGAACAGGGGAGCGAAACCCGGCGGCGAAAGAGACACCGUGCGUCUCCAGCUGUCCACACAAGGGGGCACCGUGAACUUUCGCAAGCGGCGAGAAGCAGGUUGACAAACUUUACGUGCCAGAAGGGAGCAGUUGUGGCCCAUUUGUCCCGGAAAGGCUGGAUCGUGUCUGCUUUUGACAGACUCCCUUUGUGGUUUUCGAGGAUGGCCCUUGCUCCCCUGUCCGUUUAAGUGCCUUAGUUACCCACAGAUCCUUGCUGCUGGGGAUGCGCUCGAUUGAGGUGACAGCAUCUGCAAGGUGGACGGUGUACAUAUGUACAUAUUUAUAUUUGUCGCUUUUCGUAUGUAUAAAAUGGCUAAAGUCCCAAAGCUAGCUGUUUGGCUUCAGCUCUGUGGCCCAGGUGGGCUCAGUCAGUGUUGCCAGGUGUGCGGAUACAUACGCAGUCUCCGUUAUGUCCUCCCGUCCUCUCACCAGUCAGAGACUUCCCUCGCUGCUGACACAGCUUUGCACUCCAAUAUGGCAGCCCUCUGAAAUAAUCUACGGAUAUACUAAACGUCGUUUCUUCUUUUUAUUCAUUCCUUUAUUUUUUUUUGUUUUUAUUCCUUUUCAUUUAUUUAUUUUGUUACAAUUGGCAACUCAAGUAGGAUGAGACCCAAAGUAGGAUCAAAGUAGGAUUUUUCACCUCAGUCUCCCAAGUCUUUCACUUGUGUGCUAUCCUGACCCCUGUAUGACACGUGAGCACCCGACUGCAUCGUCCUGAAGGUGGGGCUGUGGUUACUGUGGUGUACUGCGUUCAGCAAGCAGCAGAGGCAGGGGUCCUGAGACCUUGCCUACCACAGCCUUACAGCGGAUGGAUGACCGUGCCUUAAACCCCUUUUCUGUUCGGCAUUCCUCUAUCACAAAGAAAGACUAGAGGGGGCUGGGCCUGCUCGCCCCCUUGCAGUCCUCUGCUUUGUUUCUUCCUUCCUAAGCUCUCGGGAGUAAGGUUUUCUCCGCAGUCUUAAGUGCCGAAGAGUCUCACAGAAAGACGAGAGAGGGAAGCAGAGAGCACAUUCUCUCCCCUGACGACCAAAUGACCGGGAAAGGUGAUCAAAUACAGAGUCACGUUAAAUGAGUGUUUGCUCUGUACCGAGAGGUUUUCUUUAAGGAAAAAUAAGUGUUUUGAGUAGGCGCUUCAGAAAGCCACCUAUGUACUGUCCAUUUGAUGGAAAGGGCUAGUUUAUUGAGACUAGCCCCUCUCGUAUCAACACUCCAUUAACUUUAUUUUGUUUUCCGUGUGUGUGUGUGCCUGUGUGUACAUGUGUGUGUGUGUGUGUUAUUUUGGUUUGAAAUGCACUUUUUUGAGUAAAUGAAUGUUUCCCUUUUUUCAUUCUUGUUUUUUCUGUUUCAGUCUUUUAUCAUUUAAUGUGAAGUUUCAUUUAUUUAUCUCCCCUUGUUCAUUAAGUGGAUUUUUUUUGCUAUAAAUAUACAUGUCUAAAUAUAUUUUUUAUAUAUUGACUCUAGACUGUUUUAAAUCUAAUGAUGCCUCUAGAAAAUGACAGAGAAAUGAAAUUGUUGAAGCAGCUGGUUUUGCAGAGAUUCCACCAUGGAUUUAUUAACAGUAUAAAGGUCCAGGUGAGAACACACUCUGAAUAUCCUGUUCACUCUGUGUUGUGCACAUAUGCCAUGGGUCAGUUAUAAUGGGUCUACUCAGCCCUGUAGGACUAUAUUUCUAUAUUGUCUACAGUCUUUUUUUUCACCCACUUCUCUCGCCCUUCUCUUGUUUGAACCAUUUUAGCUCCCAAUUUUUGAGUGCUGGCUAAAAGAUGGAAAAUAGAUUAUAUUUUUCCAGAACCAAAAAUCAAGUUUUGUUCAGAGCAUUUCAUUGGCAAUACAGAUGCUGUAAUUCCUUGCGAUUAGGGAGUCUCUGCUCUGUACAGUAGUAAUGGCCAAUUGAUUCAGCAAUACUUACCCUAAAACCAGAAGGAUGUGGGCUCAAAUCCUAACUAUGUAAUAUCGGAGAUUUCUUUUAAUAGAGACCCACCACCACUCUACUUAAGUGUUAUUAAAAGGGGACAAGAGUUCAGAAGUUGAACCGUGCAGAACCGUACAGGCAAAACCUGAAUCUGCGGUCGAGUCCCCCGCCACAGUUUCCGACGGAGCUGAGCCAAUCGGGAGAUUUCAGAGUGUGCUUCCUUCCACCCGGCGUGACGAUUUUGUUUAGCCCAGGGCUUGUGUGACGGAGCCCCUCCCACUCGGAGGCCAGAGUUACAGGGGCGGAGCAAUGCGUCUGUCUCUGGGCUGAGACGCAUCAUCCCCUGGAUAAAACUAAUGUUGUGUGGCUGCUACAUUCAAGGGCAAAUGAUCAGUAUUACAGAUGUUCCAGUGAAAUCAAACCAAAGGAAUGCCUUUUUUGCACAAGAAACCCUGGGGUAAUCAAAAGAAUAUGAACCAGUAGUUUAUAAUGUAAUAUGAAUAUAUGUAUAUAUAAUAUGUAUAUCGACUGGGGACUUGCAGUGCAAAGUCCGGUGUAUCAAAUUUAUUUACAAUAAAAAUGAAUUAUAUGUUUAU
Molecule: messenger RNA, 6512 nt
Organism: Anguilla anguilla (European eel)
Lineage: Eukaryota; Metazoa; Chordata; Actinopteri; Anguilliformes; Anguillidae
Gene: map3k3
Product: mitogen-activated protein kinase kinase kinase 3
Exons: 18
Coding region: 1925-3862 (645 amino acids)
Biological process (GO): protein phosphorylation
Molecular function (GO): ATP binding; protein binding; protein kinase activity
Source: RefSeq, a predicted model, not a curated record